UGCUUUUAAUGAUUACGAUUAAUCAAAUAAAAUAUUAUAAUACAGAAAAAUUAUUUUUUUGAAAUGGCACCGCUGUCGUAGGAAGUGUAAUUUUAAUAGUGACCUUCAAAAAGAAUUUUCGUUUAUGAAGUCUACUUCAAAUUCAACUAUAAAAAAGCAUAUGUAGCAUAUAUAGCAUUGUUUAUUGUGAAAUAUGUAAACGUGAAGUCGAUAUAUCGAAUAGCGGUUGCAGUAAUAUUAAUACACGUUUAAUCAAAAAAAAAAACAUAAAUUGGCUCUAAAGGCUGCUUUAUUGAGUGGAAGGUGAUGAAAUGUGUUAUGAAGUGUUUAAUAAGUUGAAAACAGAUCAAAUGUACUUAAAAAAAUGCAUAGAUUUCAAAAAUAUUUAAAAUAUUAAUAUUUAUUCCCAUUAUAAGUUAGUUAUUAAAUACAUUAAGUAGAAACCAGUAUUCAUGUUUCAACACGAUUCAUGAUACUCUUUAUUGAAUCCAUGAAGAUUAGAAAUAAUCUUCAUGAUUGAAUCAUAAUUCAUAAAAUAGUCGAGUGGAGCAGCAGUACUACAUAUUAACAAGUAUACUAUUAUCAUACCAGUUUCAAUGUGCAGCAAUGGACGACAUGGUAGUAAAAAGUGUGACUGGACCUGUACUGGAACAGAGGGUUUGGAAAAUUAUCAUAGUGGGUGACUCGAACACUGGUAAGACUUCUAUCAUUGAACGGUACUGUGACAAGCAUUUCAUCGAAUAUUAUCGACCUACAACAGGUAUUGAUUUAAAAAAGAAAACUAUCAAUUUCGAGAACAAAAGCAUCGUUUUAAAUGUUUGGGACACAGCUGGAACUGAAAAAUAUCAAUCUUUAAUUCAGUUGUACUACAGAGGAGCAAUGGGAUUAUUUAUUAUCUACGACGUUACAAAUUUAAAUUCUUUACACAACUUGGACAUAUGGAUGAAAAAUAUUAAUGAUUUUGCUCCUUCACAUGUGAUAAAAAUUUUGAUUGGUGCUAAAUGUGAUAUGGAAUCAAACAGAAUGGUGUCGACCGAAGAAGGGAAACUGGUAGCAAAACAUUUUGGAAUACCCUUUUUUGAAGUAUCUUCUAAAAACCAUAUAAACAUAGACGAUUCAUUUUUGAGAAUGGUUUCUAUGAUAAACGAGAUGGAGUCUGAAAAUACUAUUAAAAAGGAUUUUGUGAUCUUAGAAGACAAACCAACAGUUUGUGACAUUGACAACCCAUCCAAAUGUAACUGUUGAUUUGAUAUGAUAACAUUUUAUAAAAUGGUUUGAUUAAAUGUAUACUUAAGUUUUACUUAUUAAUUAUUAUUAUUACAUAUAGGUAUUCUAUAGAAAUACAUUUUAUAUUUUUCCACACUGAUCAAUUAAAAUUGCUUUAUGAUA
Messenger RNA from Metopolophium dirhodum (rose-grain aphid), 1389 nucleotides. RefSeq names its product ras-related protein Rab-13-like. The transcript is spliced from 9 exons. The record is from RefSeq and is a predicted model, not a curated record. The coding region runs from base 607 to 1245 and encodes 212 amino acids. Gene Ontology annotation, biological process: regulation of exocytosis; protein secretion. Lineage: Eukaryota; Metazoa; Arthropoda; Insecta; Hemiptera; Aphididae. Gene Ontology annotation, molecular function: GTP binding; GTPase activity.